Messenger RNA from Lottia gigantea (owl limpet), 524 nucleotides. RefSeq lists its product as hypothetical. Bases 30 to 485 code for a protein of 151 amino acids. The transcript is spliced from 6 exons. The record is from RefSeq and is a predicted model, not a curated record. NCBI's taxonomy places the organism in Eukaryota, Metazoa, Mollusca, Gastropoda, Lottiidae.
CUUUUGAUAGCAUAUUCCUCUGUAGCGUCAUGAGAGGUUUAAUAGCUUUAACUUUGAUUGCUUGUGCUUCGAUCAUAAAUGGAAAGCAAGAGGCCCAGAUAUUCCGUUGGCCAUAUUGGAAUAGAAAUGAAAAGGACAACCAUGGUGGAUAUACAUUUGAAUACCAUGAUCGCCAUCAUCUGUUGAUUGUAAGAGACAAUUCAUUUUGUUAUUUAAUCGAUGCCAAACCAGAUGUUGUUAAAUCUUAUAAUGAUGCCGCUACUAGAGCUAGUGUAGAGGAUGAUAUAAUCAGUCACAUCAAGGCCAAUCAAGAUAUGCACCAAAUCAACCAUUUCGAUGCCCUGCUUAAAUAUCACGAUCCUCUGCAAGCUGCUGAAUGUGUCAAACAUUCUAUUGUUGAGUUGAGUUAUUCUCUGGGUACAAUUGCUACUUCCGUGCCACAAACUUCCAUGCCUGAGACUACCACGGCUGGAGCCACUGUUUAAAGUAUCACUAGAGCAGAAAAUAAACUAUUUCUUAAACUA